AUGCGGGUCGCUACGCACCCGCCUUCCGAUCUGAGCAAGCCGGACCGCAAUGUUCUGUCGCACCUGCUCCUGCUCCGCCUGAUCCACCUCGGCAUGAGUCCCGUUUAUCUGAGACUCGGUGGGAUGCACGCUCGCGCUGCCUCUCAUUGGAUCCCUCCUUGCUGGUGCCGAGGCGACGGCUGCUCCAUCACCGUCGUGGCGCUGCUGCUGCUGCUCCGCCGCCGCACCGCCAUCUGCAGCUGGGGCUCGAUCCGUCCGUCCGCCCCGACCACGCCCAUCGUCACCAGUGGUGCCUCGCCCGGCGAGGCGGGGGCCGCCGUGAUGGCGAUGGCGCUGGCGUCGCUGCCAGCAUUGCUGACCAGGCGCGGCCUGCAUAAGAUGCAGUUGGUGCCGCAGUGGUGGUGUUGA
Messenger RNA from Pyricularia pennisetigena, 408 nucleotides. RefSeq lists its product as uncharacterized. Lineage: Eukaryota; Fungi; Ascomycota; Sordariomycetes; Magnaporthales; Pyriculariaceae. The record is from RefSeq and is a predicted model, not a curated record. The coding region runs from base 1 to 408 and encodes 135 amino acids. The transcript has 2 exons.